Molecule: messenger RNA, 3144 nt
Organism: Agelaius phoeniceus (red-winged blackbird)
Lineage: Eukaryota; Metazoa; Chordata; Aves; Passeriformes; Icteridae
Gene: NFE2L2
Product: NFE2 like bZIP transcription factor 2
Biological process (GO): cellular response to oxidative stress; regulation of transcription by RNA polymerase II
Cellular component (GO): nucleus
Molecular function (GO): DNA-binding transcription factor activity, RNA polymerase II-specific; RNA polymerase II cis-regulatory region sequence-specific DNA binding
Source: RefSeq, a predicted model, not a curated record
GGGGUCAGCGAGGGCCGCCCGCAGCCGCCGCCCGCAGCCUCGGCAGCGCGGGCAGGGCCAGGGGCCGGGGCCGCCCCCGAGGGAGCGGCUGGGGAGGCGUCGGUGCCGGAGGGGCUGCCCGAGCCGGGUACAGCCUCGAGUCGCUGCCCCCGGCGGGCCCGAGCGCUCCCGCUUCGCACUCGGGACAUGAACCUGAUUGACAUCCUUUGGAGGCAAGAUAUAGACCUUGGGGCAAGACGUGAAGUGUUUGAUUCUAGGCAGCGGCAGAAGGAGUAUGAACUCGAGAAGCAGAAGAAACUUGAAAAGGAAAGACAAGAGCAGCUCCAAAAAGAGCAGGAGGAAGCCUUGCUGGCUCAGCUGGAGUUAGACGAAGAGACAGGUGAAUUCAUUCCUGUGCAGCCAGCUCAGUGCAUUCAGUCAGAAAAUACUGAGCCACCCGUUGCUUUCUCACAGAACACAGAGCCUUCAAAACCAGAAGCAGAGGCCUUGUCCUUUGAUGACUGCAUGCAGCUCUUGGCAGAAGCAUUCCCGUUUAUAGAUGAGCAUGAGGCUUCUUCAGCUGCAUUUCAGUCACUGGUUCCUGCUCAGGUCAAUAGCAACCCAGCCUUUGUUUCCUCUGAUCAAACUCGGCCACCUGAAUCCCCUGAUCUAGUACAACCCACUGAUGCAGAGAAUAUGCAGAACAUAGAGCAAGUUUGGGAAGAAUUACUGUCCCUUUCAGAGUUACAGUGCCUGAACAUUGAAAAUGAUAACCUGGCUGAGGUGAGCACAGUGACAAGCCCUGAAACCAAGCCAGCAGAGAUGCACAACAGCUACAGUUACUGCAGCUCGUUACCCAUGCUGAAAAAAGAUGUUAACUGCAGUCCAGAUUUCCUGGAUGGUAUGGAGGGCCCCUUCUCGGGCAUUUUGCCACCAGAAGACACCAGCCAGCUGAGUGUGAACUCCUUAAAUGACACAUCCCCUUCAAACCCUGAUUUCUGUGAGGAUUUCUACACCACGUUUAUUGAUACAAAGGUGAACGGUGAUGCAGCAGCAACGAACACUAUCAGUCAGUCCCUGGCAGAGAUUCUAAGUGAACCUAUUGAUCUUUCUGACUUUGCACUGUGUAAAGCUUUCAAUGGCACCCACUCAGGGACCAGAGCAGAAUGUAACGAUUCGGACUCUGGUAUUUCACUGAACGCAAGCUCCAGCGUAGCAUCACCGGAGCACUCUGUGGAAUCAUCUGCCUGUGCAGAUAAGACUUUGGGUUGCAGCGAUUCUGAAAUGGAAGACACAGAUAGUGCUCCUGGAAGCAUGCUGCAGAGCAGUGCUGGUGUGUACUCUUUGCACCUCCAGGAUCAAGUGUUUUCUUCCUUAGGGCCAAGCACUCAAACAUCCAGUUUGCCAUGUACAGCCACACCAAAGAAAGAACCCCCUCCUGCUCCUGGCCAACCCAGAGUUCCCUUCACAAAAGAUAAACCUCCAGGCCGCCUUGAUGCUCAUCUCACAAGAGAUGAGCAAAGAGCCAGAGCUCUGCAGAUCCCUUUUCCUGUUGAAAAAAUCAUCAAUCUGCCUGUUGCGGACUUCAGUGAAAUGAUGUCUAAGGAGCAGUUCAGCGAAGCCCAGCUUACACUUAUUCGAGAUAUACGCAGGAGAGGCAAGAACAAAGUGGCUGCUCAAAAUUGCCGUAAAAGAAAACUGGAAAAUAUAGUAGAACUGGAGCAUGAUUUGAGUAACCUAAAAGAUGAGAAAGAAAAAUUGCUUAAGGAAAAAGGAGAACAUGACAGGAGCCUUCAUCAAAUGAAAAAGCAAUUCACCACCUUGUACCUCGAGGUCUUCAGCAUGCUACGUGAUGAAGACGGAAAGCCUUACUCUCCCAGUGAAUAUUCACUGCAGCAAACUAGAGAUGGCAAUGUCUUUCUUGUUCCUAAGAGCAGGCAGUCGGGGACUAAACUUUGAAGGGCAGUACAAAGGUUCCUGUUCUCUGAGUUACUAGUUUUGUAUCAUUAUCAUGGUAGUUUUUACUGUGAGGUGGAAUGCAGAAUUAAGUAAUAUUUGUCAAGUAAGUCUAUGCAAUGAUAAUUUUAAAGUUGUUGAUUAGUUUAUGGAAAAUGCAAGUUGAAAAUUAAUCAGAUAAUGCAGAUGGGCGUAUACAAAAUUUUUAAUCUGAUUUUAUAACAGACAUUUCCUUCUUAUAGCACCACUUUGACUAGUUUCCAUAUAUAUGUAAAUAUUUAAAUAUACCAUAUUUAUAUACUGCUCCUAUCUAUUGUUAUAUUCAUAGAUUUGAUAUAUAUAUAUAUAUAUAUUAAAAAAUGAUUUUAGCCUUCUGAAUAUAAUUUCUUGCAAGACAACCAGGAUGGCUUCUUAUAUUUUUUAUAAAUAUGCAAUAGUGUUCCCCAUUUUUCUUACACAUUUAUACUUGCUUUAUAUUUAAUAUAUUAAUUUGGUAUAAAAGUUGACACUCAGUGUUUGAUUUUGCCUUAUCAGCUCAUUAAACUUUUUAAACUCUACUUCAUACACAUUCAUUUCCUUAAAGGAGAGAAAUCCUUGCUAGUUUUCCAAGGCUAAGUCUUCCUGUAGCAUAAUUAUCAAUCACACAGCAGUGUCAGCAUUACCAAUGCUUCAUUCCACUUUGUUUUAAUAACCUUUGGAAAGACCAUGUAACACAAAGUUUCAAGUCUGUGCUAAGCUCACAGUUUUUGUUUUCCUCCUUGAACACUAUGUAAAUUCAUGAGAUCUUUUUUCCAAAGGCAUUUAAAAUCUGUUAGAACAUUGCCAUCAUUAUGGCCUUUUUUGAGCUAAAAUUUCUGCAGGCUUUUGAGCAAUUCUCCUAGAAAUACACUACUGUGCCUCUGACUUCAGUCAAUCAGCAUCACCUCUCCCUGCUGUUACUUUGAUGCUUAUGGAAAACUGCAUACUAGCAGCCAUCCACUUGCCCUGUUUGGAAUCUCUGCUCAGUGAAUGGAAAAGCUUUGUGGAGUUUAAAUUAUGAUUUAUAAAAGAGUAAAAAAUGGGUAAAUAAAUAGCAUGGUUUUGUUUACUAUUCAAAAGAACUCAUUGCACUUGAUUGUUUUGGAUUUUUUCAAUACAUAAAAUGUAUAAUUUGUAAGACAUGUUGAUCUGAACAUUAAAAACUAUCUUCACCCCUUUCAAGUUCUAAAA